Messenger RNA from Macrosiphum euphorbiae (potato aphid), 2481 nucleotides. NCBI's taxonomy places the organism in Eukaryota, Metazoa, Arthropoda, Insecta, Hemiptera, Aphididae. The record is from the annotation of a GenBank genome assembly.
AUGGCCGAUCCCAUAAUCGGGCAGAAGUCGACGCGAAGGAAACAGUGGACCUUACUGAAUCGAACCCAGAGUCGAUACAACCGUUUCGGAAGUUUCUUGGCAGAAGACGGAUGGCCCGAUUCACAGGUCGAUUUGGCCAAACAGUUGUUGAACGAGAACUGCGAAGAUGAAAAAGACCAAGAAGAAAAUGCUAGUUUAGGUGUUUAUUGGCUGAUCAAGGCUUCGUCGCAAGGACAUAAAGAGGCAACUGAACUUUUAAGAGAAUGUCUUGACACAGGAAAAGGUAUCACUGAACAUAAUUGGUUGGAUGUCAAAGUUUGUCUGGAAACUUCUCAAGAGGAUAAAAUCAUUCAAAAAACGGCACACGAAAUAUUUGAUAGGAUGUCAGCUGGUGAAGACUUUAUAACUAGUGACCAAUUGAAAGACGAAUUAAAUCAAGCUUGUAGCACCAAAUCUAAUAGCUCAGACAUAAUUAAAGUAGAUGAAAACUCUAAAGAAUACAAAUGCUUAAAAUCAUCUCGGCAAGACUGGAAAUCCAGAAUAAAUGAAUCUGGUGAAAAACUUACUGAAGAUGUAUUAGUGAAUGCUGCCAAAGAUUUUUCACGUGGACAAAUGCCACUUGUGCAAAAAAUGCUCACCAUUGAAGAAAAUAAAAAUGCCAUAUCUACUACUUGUGACUUAUUUCUCCAGCCAGUGUACAUUAUUCACAAUUAUAAUCUUUGCCUUCAAGAGAGAUUGAAUAAAAGAUUUUCCAAGCUGCCAUUAAAUCCAUUCUCAUAUUUUCAUGCUCCAACAUUGAUAACUACACUUCUCUGUUUUAUAUUGGGCUUGGAUGGUAUUCGUUUGUUGAUUCCUUAUAUUCUAUUUUAUGGAUCAUUGCUUGCAAUGGUGGUUGCUACUGUAUGUGCUCUAUGUGCAAAAAGAGAUUAUGGACGAUUCCGCCGAUGGUCAAAUUUAUUCAUCACAUACAGUGGUGGUUGUCUCAGUGCUCAAGAAGCAGAAUACCAACAUUUGAUGAACACUCUUAAGCCAUAUGUUUUCUUUUUUGCGUCAUUAGGCGCUCACUUAUUUAUGAAGACUGUAAUUGAUUCAGACACCAUGUUUCAAUCUGAAUUAACUAUUGUUUCAAUUUGCUUGACGUUUUAUACACUAUAUUCGUUUUCGUUAUCUGGCCCCAAACUGGGCAAGACCAAAAGCAUAGAUCUCAUUGCGCUGUUAUCGUUUUGCGUCAAUGUGCUAGCAAAAUAUCCAUAUGAAACUGAUACAGUAGUUAGCAAAGGUUGGAGAUUUCUUGAUUUGCAUGUACCAACGUUUGCAUCACAUGUCAUCGGAAACGGUGUUGAAUUUUGUCUCAACUUUAGAGCGUUAUUUUAUUUAAUAUUACCAGCUAUUAUGGUUAAAAUGGCUGCACGUAAUAAUUGGAGAGGAAUCUACACAGACUUAAUACCACAUUGCAUGACACUUUCAUGGUGGCAAAUGGCUCUAGUUGCUUCUCAAGAGUCGACGUGGUAUGGGCUAGUUCGUAGUAUAUUAGCCUUAGUCUGUGUGUUUAUACUGUUUCCGAUUACUGGUAUUUUCUUGCCAUUUGUCACUAUUGGAAACGACUUUGAGACAAUAUAUCAGAUUAUUCAACUGCCCGUUGUUCUAAUAUUUAUGUGGAUCUUACAUAUAGUUUUGCAAUAUUUCAAACGUAAAGGUUUUCGCACCGAUUCAUUUUAUACGUAUUUGCAGGUUCUUAUAGUUUUAAUCGGUACUACAAUAUGUGUUUUUAACAACUAUGAGCGUUUACAACAAUGGAUUGAGCCGCCUGCUGACAAUCACUUAACAUAUAAUGAUUUCUCAGAAUUUUGUAACAAAGAUAUUGGUAAAAAUUCUCAAGAGACAACUGUGAUGGCUGACAUUGACUGUUCACAAUUAAUUGGUCAAAAUGUGCAAUGGGACGGUUAUAUAAAAUCCAGCAAGGUUGUUUCAGUAUAUAAUCCCAUUUUAGCUGUCUUAAGCUUCUUUCCAAAAAUUAUAUCGAAUCCAUUGACUUGUCUGCUGGGUAAACGAUUAUCAACAUGUUCAGACAGUUAUGGUUGUAACGUGAGCUCAAAGCUAUCUGAUAUUUGCCACUUAUCCGAAUGGAAUCGUUAUACAUAUGAAAUAGAAAUAAAAAUGAGUAAUGAAGGUGUUUGGGGCAACAGUGGCGAUAUAACAACACUGCUAACCAAUAGUCAAGACAUCAUAAUGGACAAUGCAACAAAAAGUUUAAGGGAAAAUGACCAUGUAUGGUUUUCAGGUCAGUUGUCUGGUAACAAAUUUGGUAUAUUAACAGCCAAAAAUCCAUUCGUACAAGCAUCUUCGGUUGGAUGUUUGACAUGUUCCAAGGUUCAAGUCAUCAACAACAAUGUUAGACAUAAAUCAUUUGAUGACGAAUUGGUCAAAUGUGCUAAAAGACUGUUUCAAUUCAUUUUAUAUCCAAUUGUAUUAUUUAAAUGA